Messenger RNA from Malus domestica (apple), 1762 nucleotides. Its product is annotated as glucan endo-1,3-beta-glucosidase 8-like. Gene Ontology annotation, biological process: carbohydrate metabolic process. Gene Ontology annotation, molecular function: hydrolase activity, hydrolyzing O-glycosyl compounds. Gene Ontology annotation, cellular component: plasma membrane. NCBI's taxonomy places the organism in Eukaryota, Viridiplantae, Streptophyta, Magnoliopsida, Rosales, Rosaceae. The record is from RefSeq and is a predicted model, not a curated record.
AGGCGGCGCUCAUUUCAUGCAGAACUGUGAAUUGUAGAAACCCAAAAUUAGAAAAAGGAAAUAGUUUGAGAAAACUUGACACCUUGUAUGGCUCUUGUAUACCAACAACCUAAAACUGGAAAUAUUAGUUACAGCCUUUGCAGACCCAUGUGAUGUACGUACUUACCUUACUCUAAUGCGGCCAUCCGUAUAUUUAAAACUCUUCCUUCAGCCCCAAGAAACCUCACCAUAAACCUAGGCCCUGUAGCCAAGAUAUCAUUAGCAGUCACUAAUUGUGUGGCUAUCUUCUCAGUAGUGCACCAUAGUUCAGCCGGCUCAAACCAUGGCUCGCGCCGUGUUUCUCGUAUGGGCCUUGUCCGUGAUUUUGGCCACAACCAACCUUGCACAAGGUUUGGGUGUCAACUGGGGUACAAUGUCAUCGCACCUUUUGCCUCCUAAAAAAGUUGUUCAGAUGCUCAAAGACAAUGGGAUCAAGAAAGUGAAGCUUUUCGACGCAGAGCCUUGGACCUUGAAUGCAUUGGCCGGGUCAGGUAUUCAGGUCAUGGUCGGAAUCCCGAACGAGAAGUUGGAAAAGCUUGCUGAUAGUUACUCAGAGGCACAAGAAUGGGUGAAGGAAAAUGUUACCGAAUGGCUUCGCGAUGGCGGCGUUAGUAUCAGCAAUGUGGGUGUUGGUAAUGAGCCAUACUUGACGAGUUACAACGGUACCUACGUUAAGACUACUUACCCGGCAUUGAAAAACAUUCAAAAGGCCCUAGAUGAAUCAGGAGCUGGGGGCAAAGUCAAAGCCACAGUGCCCUUCAAUGCUGAUGUUUACGAAUCAAUGUCAAACAAACCAUCAGACGGGUGUUUUCGAAAGGAUAUUAAGAACAAUAUGGUCGAGAUACUCCGUCACCUUCGUGACAGUAAGGCCCCGUUUGUUGUAAACAUCUACCCCUUCCUUAGUCUCUACCAGAACGCCGAUUUCCCACAAGAAUUUGCUUUCUUUGAGGGUGGUAGCAAGCCAGUUAGAGACAACAACAUCGAGUACAAAAAUGUGUUUGAUGCAAACUGCGAUACGCUAAUUAAUGCACUGAAGAAGGAAGGUUUUGGUAACAUGGAAAUCGUAAUUGGGGAAGUGGGAUGGCCAACCGAUGGUGACAAGAAUGCCAAUAUAAAAAAUGCUAAGAAAUUUUACGAUGGCCUCCUCAAGAAACUUGGCAAGGAGGAGGGCACCCCUCUUAGGAAGGGAAAAAUCGAAGUCUACUUGUUUGGCCUUUUCGACGAAGACCAGAAAAGUGUGGCUCCCGGAGAUUUUGAACGUCACUGGGGUAUUUUCCGAUAUGAUGGACAGCCAAAGUUGCCAAUGGAUCUCAGCGGAAAAGGAUCCGGAAAUCAAAUGCUGAAAGCCGUACAAGGAGUGGAAUACUUGGACAAGCAGUGGUGUGUGUUGAACAGUAGCGUUAAGAACUUGAGCCAAACGCAAGCGGAACUGAACUACGCUUGCGCUGAGUCUGAUUGCACAAGCUUGGGGAGUGGAAGGUCAUGCAAUUUGGAUCAACAGGGAAACGUCUCUUAUGCUUUCAACUUCUACUUCCAAACAAGAGACCAAGAUGUUCGAGCAUGUGAUUUUAAUGGGACGGCAACUAUCACGAAAAGCAAUCCCUCGGUAGGAGAUUGCCUCUUCCCAGUUCAGAUUGUCGGCGCCGGAGCGUCGAGGCACGGUGCGGUUGGUGCGGCUUAUGCAUUAAGCAUCUUUGCAGGACUGUUGUGGAUGAUGAUAUGA